Molecule: messenger RNA, 1245 nt
Organism: Helianthus annuus (common sunflower)
Lineage: Eukaryota; Viridiplantae; Streptophyta; Magnoliopsida; Asterales; Asteraceae
Product: cell surface glycoprotein 1-like
Exons: 1
Coding region: 1-1245 (414 amino acids)
Source: RefSeq, a predicted model, not a curated record
AUGUCCUCAUCUGAGAGUGGACUGUCAGAUACUGUAGACCCCGUGGCCAUUGUUUCGGACGAUGAGAUUGUCCCAGACCAUGAGAUUUUUACCUCUGACACUGAGAGUGACGAUGACGAUGAUUUCCAGCCCUUUGCAUUACCUGAUUUUUGCGACGAUAUACCGCAUGCUGAUAGUUUACCCGACGAGGAUCCUUUUCUUGUUCCUAUUCCUGACCAGGACCAUCUCAUCCUCGGACAUCCCGACGAUGAGUAUGUCGUGGUUCCGAUCCUCGCCCCUUUUCCUAUUGCGGCUUUUCCUCUCGAGGAUUUGCCUUUUGAUGCUUUGUCUGAUGAUGAUGACGAUCUUUUCAUUGAUGGUCCCCCUGAUGCUGCUCAGGGAGAUGGAGUUCCAGCUGAUGAUGUCAUUGUUAUUCCACUUGCUGAGAUUCCUAUCGUUGAGAUUUCAUUUGAUCAUUCUGGUCCUGAUUUUUUCGAGUCUGUAUCAUCCACUACUUUGCAUGCACUGGGAUUGCAGCGUUACCCCACUGAUUCUGAUUCUGACACGGCUAUGUUUGCCGCACCUAUUCCUCCACAGGACUUUGAGUUUGAUGAUGAAUUUGGACAUGAGCUUGACUUUGUUCUCGACGAUCAGCCUUUUGAUGCACCCGCUGAUCUCGAGCCGAUACCCGCUGACCCUGAGUCUAUACCAGCACCCGAGCCUUUACCUGUUCCUGAUCCCCUGCCUAACCAUGACCCUGUACCUGUUGACAUACCUAUUGAUGCACCACUUGUACCUGACCCGAUCCCUGCACCCGCUGACCAUGUUGUUUUUGCUGAUCAGAUAGAUCCCCAUUACGCAUUCACCCGCAAUGGGUGGAUAGAGGAUGAUGGCGAUAUGCCUCCUUUUGUUGAGCCUGUUACUCCCCCACCUGCACCUGCACCUACAUAUGCACCUGUUGACGUUGCCCCGUUUCACCCACAUGUGUCUGAUAUACACCGAACUGACCUGCCGAUCACAUUCUUGCAGGAAAUCCCUCCACCCCGUCUAGGGGAAGGUCCAUCCAGCCAACAACCUGGCCAUGUUCCUCCUAUGUCAGCAGCAUUCCCUUUCAUGCCUCAGUUUACACCUGCUGCUCAUUUUACUUCCGCACCACCAGGCGAGCCACUCAUAUGGUUUCCGCCCAACACUAUGCCAGUUUCUGAUCCAUACCAUCCCUCCCACUUCAUUGACUACACGAGGGAUGAACUACUCCUGUCCUUGUAG